This is a messenger RNA of Arabis nemorensis, 1440 nucleotides long. Lineage: Eukaryota; Viridiplantae; Streptophyta; Magnoliopsida; Brassicales; Brassicaceae. The record is from the annotation of a GenBank genome assembly.
AUGAGUUACAGAGUCGCUAAAGCAUCGCAGUAUCUGGCGAUUACCGGUGGUGGAAUCAAAGACAUCAAGCUCGCGAAGAAGUCUUGGGUGUUUCCAUGGCAGUCUUGCACCGUCUUCGAUGUUUCUCCUGUGAACUACACGUUCGAGGUCCAAGCCAUGAGUUCCGAGAAACUCCCCUUUGUGAUUCCGGCGGUUUUCACCAUCGGUCCACGCGUCGAUGACCCUCACUCUCUGUUAUUGUACGCGAUGCUCAUGUCUCAACACGAUAAACACUCGAAUCAUGUCAAUGAGCUUGUUCAAGGUGUUAUCGAAGGAGAGACUCGCGUUCUCGUUGCCUCCAUGACCAUGGAAGAGGUCUUCAAAGGAACAAAGGAGUUUAAGAAGGAGGUGUUUGACAAAGUGCAGCUUGAGCUAAACCAAUUUGGUCUUGUGAUCUAUAACGCUAAUGUCAAGCAGCUCGUUGAUGUGCCUGGACAUGAGUACUUUUCUUACUUGGGUCAGAAAACUCAGAUGGAAGCAGCUAACCAAGCCAAGAUCGAUGUAGCAGAAGCAAAGAUGAAGGGAGAGGUUGGUGCUAAAGAACGGACUGGACUCACGAUCCAGAACGCAGCUAAGAUUGACGCCGAGUCGAAGAUCAUAUCUACUCAGCGGCUUGGAGAAGGAACCAAAGAAGAGAUUAAGGUGAAGACUGAGAUUCAAGUGUUUAAGAAUCAGAAGGAGGCUCUUGUUGCUGAAGCUGAUGCAGCAUUGGCGAUUCAGAAAGCUGCUUUGACUAAAGAUUCUCGUGUUGCUGAAGUUGAAGCAACUAAAGCAGUUGCUUUGAGAGAAGCUGAGCUUCAGACGAAAGUCGAGAAAAUGAAUGCAUUGACUCAAACAGAGAAGCUUAAAGCUGAGUUCCUCAGUAAAGCCAGCGUUCAGUAUGAAACCAAGGUGCAAGAAGCGAACUGGGAGUUGUACAAUAAGCAAAAGCAAGCAGAAGCUGUUCUUUACGAGAAGCAGAAGCAAGCGGAGGCGAUGAGAGCUGCAGCUGAUGCCGCGUUCUAUUCGAAACAGAGAGAUGCAGAGGGACUUGUUGCUAUGGCUACUGCUCAAGGGACUUAUCUCAAGACUCUACUUGGCGCGGUUAACAAUGAUUACUCAGCCAUGAGAGACUUCUUGAUGAUCAACAAUGGAGUUUAUCAAGAUAUCGCCAAGACCAAUGCGGUUGCGAUCAGGGACUUGCAGCCUAAGAUCAGUGUCUGGAACCAUGGUGGUUCCGAUCAAGGGAUGAAUGGUGCUGGUAAUGGUGGUAUGAAGGAUAUUGCUGGACUUUACAAGAUGUUGCCACCGGUUCUUGAUACGGUUUACGAGCAAACCGGGAUGCAGCCACCGGCUUGGAUUGGUACACUACGUGGUGCUGAGCCUAAACAAUCACUUCAGACUCAACAACAGAGAGGUUGA